AUGGCGCCGAGUUCUCGCAGUAGAUCGCUAGCAGAACUGGCGGCAGCAGCACUGAUGCUGGCGCUUUCCCCUGUAUGCUCUUCGUCCCCAGAUUCCCAUCCCCAUUCUCGCCUUUUUUACUCUUCCGUGGUGCUCCAGUCGCGUGUGACUAUAGUGAGGGACGACUACAUCCGCCUGCACUCCGCCAUCGCCAGUGCUUCUCUCCUCCUCCAUCCUCCUUGUCGACAAACCCCCUCCUUCCUCCCUCGCUCUCCGUCCCUCCCUCCCUCCCCUUCUUCCCCUGCUUCCCCUGCUUCCUCGCAGGUGCUUCAGUCGCGUCUGACUAUAGCGAGUACAGAUUCGUCCCCGGCCCACGUGGACUUUGAGUAUUCGGACUCGCUCUGUGGCACGGCAUGGCGGGACGACUACCUCCGCCUGCACUCCGCCAUUCGCACAGCCAGCGCCGCCGCCUACACCCCCCCUCCCUCUCCCCCUCCCCCUCCCUCCUCCCGCCGAUUGCUCUCUCUCGCACCAACAGCCGCAGCCGCAGCAGUUCCAGACCCAAACCUGUCAAACCGGACCCUCCCAGAUUCCUCCAUUCGCUUUCUCACGUUCGACCAAGCCGGGCACUGCGGCGGCUUCGGGGACUUUCUAGUGGGGCUCGUCUCCUCGUUCGUCGCUGCGCUCUUGGACCGCCGGGCGUUUGUGAUCUGGCACGACUGCAUACAGUACGCGUUUGAGCCCGCAUUCAUCGACUGGCGCCUGUCCCCUGGUGUUCCCAUGGAGCCUUCUCGUCGCACGAGGAAUUUGAACGAGUCGUUUCCGCCGGGGGUGAUUCCGUUUCUGGAUUUGAAUGGGAAUCGGAUGGGUUUGCAGGGGUUGGAGAGGUUCAAGGCGUUUCGGCAUGUGAAGGUGCUGUGGAACCGCGGAUG
Closterium sp. Naga37s-1 is the source of this 911-nucleotide messenger RNA. The record is from the annotation of a GenBank genome assembly. NCBI's taxonomy places the organism in Eukaryota, Viridiplantae, Streptophyta, Zygnematophyceae, Desmidiales, Closteriaceae.